Teleopsis dalmanni is the source of this 1972-nucleotide messenger RNA. RefSeq lists its product as uncharacterized. Gene Ontology annotation, molecular function: sodium channel regulator activity. Bases 432 to 1781 code for a protein of 449 amino acids. The record is from RefSeq and is a predicted model, not a curated record. The transcript has 2 exons. Lineage: Eukaryota; Metazoa; Arthropoda; Insecta; Diptera; Diopsidae. Gene Ontology annotation, biological process: regulation of sodium ion transport.
UUGAAUUAAAUGAGAGUAAAAAUUGAAAUGAAAAAUUUUUAAUAUUUCACGCAAUAAGCAGUUUUGUUAUAUAAGUUGAAACGCUCAAUCAAAUGACGGCGGCCACCUGAGCCACAGCCAUUAAAAGUGAAUCGCAUAACCUCAACUCAGCAAAACACAAUCACGCUUAAUCGAUAAUAAAAAUAAGAGAAAAAUAAAAGUAAUCAAAAGAUUUCCUACGAUUUUCUCUGUUUUAGCUGCCAUAGAUAUGUUCGCCAAACCAAUAUGAGGGUACCCUAAUGCCUUAAUGCCAUUAGUUUAAAAGGUAUAACGUUAGACGUAUAUACCUGCAUUGCCAAAAAGGCAAUUUUUUACUUUUUUACUAACUUCUUCUAUCCCGCCCUAUUAGCACUUUUCUAAUACUAUCCUAAACAUAGUAAUACAUUAACGAAAUGGGCAAGAAAAAAGUGCCCAGCGAAGAUUUAAUUGUGCCACCGCAAGAUAAUCGCAUAUGUGGCACUAUAUGCGUAUGUCAAAUGACACUUGUGCUCAGUUCGGUGGCAUUGGUGUACUUGACAGUUGCCAUUUAUAUGCCAUCAACGCGCGCUUUCAAAAGUGGUAUCGAUCCAACUCCAGUCAUGUGCACAACAACACGUGCUGUCAACAAGGACAACUGUGAAUGGGGUUCGUGUGGUGAAUGGUGUCUGAGUAAAACUUCGGGCGCCUGCAUACAAAUCUAUGUGAAUUUACGUAAUAAUGGCACUAACAUUACCUUCCAAAAUUGUACGAACUCAGCGAAUAAAACAUGCUAUGGCAUUGAUCAGGACCGUGCCGAUAAAGCGCGUUGCAUCAAUGAUGAAUGCAAAAAUUUGACAGGUACUUUUAAUUGCACCGCAGGACAGUGUCUGAAUAUAACGGAUGCAUUUGAAUGUGUCUUUCAUAAUAGUGAUUCACCAGUUAAGUGUUCCGGGCGGCGUGGUAAAAUAAAUUGCAUGGAUAUAAGUGGGUUAUUCUCAUGCAAUCGUGGCACAUGUAGGAAAAUACGCACGCCAUACAACUGUGAUCGACGUUGUGUGGAUAUACCAACUCGUAAUAAAAAUGUUGUGGUACUAAGUGGCGAUAAGGUGUAUCUUUCGCAGUGUCAAAAUGCAAUAAAUGCAGAUACCGAAGAGGAAGUUUGGAAUGAAUCUGCUGAUAAUGUAGUAAUGACCUCAUGUUAUUUCAUUAAAAAUACAUCAGAUAGAGUGGAAGCUGUUGAUUGCAUAAAUGGCUCCACACUGGAACACAAUAUGUUGACUGAUUUGACAAACUUUACAUAUCUCAGUCAUUUGCAUGCAUCUGUUGCUGUACCAAUUCCAGAAAUUGCACCACCUGAUGUCGAUUUGACCAUAUCCAAUGAAUCAAAAUUAAUGAUUAAUUUGGAAGGUUGCGUAAAUACGCUGAUGGAUGAAUGCAAAGAAUUUCUUAAGGAUUUCGGACGCGAUGGUAGCGAUCACAAUGCCCGAGCACGCUUUCCAUGUUUUUAUUCACCAUUAAAGAAGGAUAUUGUUGUUGCACGUUUCGAUUUGGAAGUUACUUACAGGCAAUUUGUUGUUGCUUCAAUAGUACCAUCAGUUCUCUUCGUUGUGUCCUGUCUUGUGCUAUUGUUAUGUCAAAAAACGGUUUAUGUGGGGGAUGAUGCGAAAAUGCGAUUUAAAGGCUGUGUGGAUACGGACACAAUAUUAGCUAAAAAUAACAUGGGCUCACAAAAUAAUUUGGGCGAUACUGGUGGAGGAGGCGGUGACGAAGUUAUGGCACUAUGAGAUCCGUCACGCAUUCCUCUACUACAAGAAGACAGUCCAACUCAUCAAGCUGGUGUUUUUGCAUUACAAUAAUUUAAUUAAUUAAAUUACUUCAAAAGCAAGAAUUUGCAUAUUAUUACUUCGUGUUUUUUAACUUAAUAAAUUCAUCACUUAAAAAAGCUUGCAAUAACCACAAACACAAAACAUUCAAA